UUGCCCACCGCCGGUCGCCGACAGCGCCGCGCGCGGCCCCACCUCGCAACCUGUCAUAAUCUAGCAUGGCCUAAUAUUGUUCAUAACUCGACAAUACAAACAAUAACAUUUGAUAAUAAAUUUGGACAUAUCAAAGUCAUUAUAAUAUGAUUUAAUGAUACGUGAUUUACUAUUUAUACGUUAGUAUGAAAAUUAUAAAUUUUGUUUCGAAAUUAGGGCACGAAUCUAAGCAAAGGUGUAUAUCGAUUGCCUUAUCCACUAUAAGGAAAAUUAAUUCGUCUUAUAAAAAAAUAUAUAUUUGAAAGCAGAUUUGAGAUACCUAGCCAAAAAUGUCUUCCAAUGCCACCAGCAAAUAGCAAAAGUAUGAAGAAGCAGAUUAUAAAAUCGCAGAUAGUCAUAUAACUGUGCUCAUGGUCUAAUACCAGAGAUCAUGCAAGAUACAGUAAUGUUCUUAAUUCGUCGUUAUUCUUCCGCAAAGUCGCUUCCUUCUUUCUGAUAUAUUUAAAGAAAAGCGCUCGAAUACCAAGUGCCUCUAUUUGAUAUAACCAAUAAAACAGUCCAUAUUUUAGGAAUCUAUUACUAUCAUAUCUAGCGAAUACCUUGUUAACUGCCUUAAAUAUAUACAAGUAGUGGGAAGUUUAAGUAUACGGCAGUAUUAAAGUGCUAAGCAAAGAUGUCGCACGGGGGUGUGAAGAGCGCAAAGAAUGGUAACAGUACGCAACUCGUCGAGACGUCGAGGGAGGGUUCAGAGAGCCUGCCACCCCCGCCAGACGGAGGGUGGGGCUGGAUGAUAGUCUUCGCAUCCUUUAUGAUUCAUGUAGUCACCGAUGGCAUGACCUAUUCGUUCGGUGUCUUCUAUGCUGAAUUCCUGACCUACUUCAACGAAGGUAAAGGCAAGACUGCGUGGAUCGUAUCCAUCCUCGUCGGGGUUACGCUAAGUUCAGGUCCAGUGUCGAGUUCAUUUGUGAAUCGUUGGGGAUGUCGGUCGGUGACGGUGGCGGGCGCUCUACUCUCUGCCAUCUGUGUAACAAUAUCAGCGUUUGCAAACAACGUUACAACCCUCAUUUUCACAAUUGGUCUUGGGUCCGGUAUGGGCUUUGGUCUCAUCUACCUCCCAGCUAUUGUCAGCGUCACUGUGUGGUUUGAACGCUACAGAAGUCUUGCUACAGGAAUAGCGGUAUGUGGAUCUGGAUUGGGAACUUUUUUGUUUGCUCCUAUAACUUCAGCACUUAUUGAUUAUUAUGGAUGGCGAGGUGCAAUGGCGAUUAUUGGAGCUUUCAUACUUAAUUGUAUUCCGUUAGGACUCAUAUUUAAACCAGUACCUGAACGUCCAAGAACGCCUGUUACUGAACCGAUGUUACCAAAGACAAACAAAUCGCCACUAAAAAGAUCCCAAAGUACUGAACAAAUUGCUCGUGCCAAUGGAAAAUUUGAAGAUGAUGUAACAAGACUGACCCUCUCCCAACCUGCUUUAAAUAAACCACAAGAACAAAAACAUCGUCUUCAUUCACGUCAUGGAAGCGGUAUUAUGGAGCGGCCCGAUGUUUUGUACCAAGGAAGUAUGGCUAGCUUAGCAAAAUUCAGAGGGACAUCACCAGACAGAGUACAAAUUUCAAUCAAAAAAGAAGAACGAAAACAGAAAUGUGAAUGGUUGCCAUGUUCUGAGGAAUCAAAGGCAGCAUUAGCAAAAAUGCUUGAUAUGUCUCUCCUCGUUGAUCCUAUAUUUAUUCUUUUCUCAGUGUCCAAUUUUUUGACUAGUAUAGGAUUUUAUAUACCGUAUGUCUAUACAGUGCCUAUGAGCGAAAAACUGGGUGUGACGAACCCUGCAUAUUUAAUAUCAAUUAUUGGAGCAUCUAAUUUAGUGGGAAGGAUCAUUCUAGGUUACAUUAGUGAUAAGCCUUGGGUAAAUCGUUUGCUAGCCUAUAAUCUCUGCCUUACUAUUGCCGGAAUAAGUACUGCAAUGGCAAUGGCCUGUUGGGAAUUUUGGGGACUCGCUCUUUAUGCAACAACCUUUGGUUUCACAAUUGGUGCUUAUGUGGGGUUAACGUCUGUUGUAUUAGUUGAUCUCCUUGGUAUAGAAAGAUUGACUAAUGCGUUUGGUCUUCUUUUACUUUUCCAAGGAAUUGCAUCACUUAUUGGACCACCUUUUGCAGGUUGGUUGUAUGACUCGCUGCAGUCCUACGCGCCAGGGUUCUACGUAGCCGGAGGUACGAUAUCUCUCAGUGGUCUCAUCCUUUUCUUCAUCCCUAUGUUAGAAAAGAGAGUUAACUAUCGGAAUACGAUGUUAGAACAAAUUUAGCAGGAUGCAUUCAGAGGGAUGAGAUGCAACUAUCCAGUGAUAGUUCUCAACAGUCCCUCUACGCCUUCUUCCACUAGAUCCACGGAGGAUACCUACAGUAACAAAGUAUGUACAACUAGAGUCGUAGAAGAAUACAUUUCUUACAAGUGCGAUGAAGAUAACCAAUGUGUACAUAAUGAUAGAGUAGAUGAAUGUGAUGUAAUUAAUAUACAUCGAGCUCAUUCCAAAGACAGUGUAAUAAGUGUGUGUGAUAAUUUUGAUUAAAACUAUGAAAGAAGAAAUAAUUAAUAGUCUUUAGACUAUAAAAAGUUAAGGCGUAAAGUUUUAAGAGAAACUCCAAAGAACUUCAACAAAUUUAUACACUUAAAGUGCUAUAUUUAAAUAGUAUAAUAGUUAUACAUAAAUUGUUUUUGUUUUAAAAUUAUUUCUGUUUUGUUUAUAAUGAUUAUUAAUUAUUAACACUAUAAUAUAAGAAAUACGUAUUAUUAUAAGUAACUACUUCUAGAGUUACCACAAACUUAUCAUAUCAUGUGUUAGUCAUCAGAUAUAAACAUAAGUUAUAUAUAUACAGUCAGUCAGUCAGUUAUAUAUAUACUUUAUAUAAUAAAAAAGUAAUAUGAUACGUUCCUUUAAAUAAAUUGAGCAACAAUGCACUUUACGAAUAUAUAAUGCAAUAAUUAGGUGACACUAAUCUAAAUACAUACAUAAUAAAACUGUUUUACAAAUGAAUACGAGUAUAAGUACUUUAUUGCAAAUAAUAACGCAUAAGGGCCUUAAUGCGGACCAAAUGUGGAUAGAAAUAGAAUAAUAAUGAAAUUCAAAUAAUUGAUUUUGAUUUGUGAAAUUAUGUCGCUAGUCGUUUAAUAUUUGAAUUUAAAUAAUUCAUUCAUAAGUUCUUCAAUUAUACGUUUCAUAUCAUUACGUUUUUUCACCAUAAUUUUUAUGUGAUAUUAUUAUUUAAAAAAAUUGGACCUUCACUUCGCAUUGUGUAUACAACAUUAGACUGACUUAUUAUAUGCAAUCAAUAUUAUAUUUUUUACAGAGCAUAGCGUUUCUUCGUACAAAUUUUCAAGUGUAAUAAUAACGUUAUUGAAUGUUAACACGACUUUGAUUAUUAUUAUUAUAAUUAUUACAGCAAUUUAAAA
Messenger RNA from Melitaea cinxia (Glanville fritillary), 3444 nucleotides. It is a transcript of the gene Mct1, whose product is annotated as monocarboxylate transporter 13. Lineage: Eukaryota; Metazoa; Arthropoda; Insecta; Lepidoptera; Nymphalidae. Gene Ontology annotation, molecular function: monocarboxylic acid transmembrane transporter activity. The record is from RefSeq and is a predicted model, not a curated record. The transcript has 7 exons. Gene Ontology annotation, biological process: transmembrane transport; monocarboxylic acid transport. The coding region runs from base 674 to 2299 and encodes 541 amino acids.